Messenger RNA from Funneliformis geosporum, 771 nucleotides. The record is from the annotation of a GenBank genome assembly. NCBI's taxonomy places the organism in Eukaryota, Fungi, Glomeromycota, Glomeromycetes, Glomerales, Glomeraceae.
AUGACAGACAAAGUUGAUCAAAGUCAUGUGACGUGCGUUUGUAAACAAUCAAUAUCGAAACAAUACUGGCAGGAUCAUCAAAUUGUAUGUGCAAAACGAAGAUAUAUGUGUCCCGCAUAUGUUGCCUAUAUUAAUAGUAAUCCUGACGAAGGUUUAUUACCACCGUUGGUUGAUUCAAACUGUCCUCUUUCAUUAAAAGAAAUCGCAAAAUUACAAGUAUUGAAAAGCGAAAAAUUCAAUCGAACGGAAUGGUUGAGAUUGAAUAAUAUUCCCUUUAAACUCAUAAACUAUUUAACAAAAGAAUGUCCAAUAUUUGGAAGUAAACAAGAAUUAAUAAACCACAUCGAGAAAUCUUGUCCAUAUUGGAAGGUAAAAUGCUUAGACAUACCUGAUGCGAAAGUUAGAAAUUCUCAUAAGGAAGAUAAUUGUUCACUUGAUACGGGAUUUUCGAUCCAAGGAUUCAUGUCUCACUCCAAAGAGUCGGCACUUGAUCCAAUAAGUCAAAGAAUUCGAGUAAUUUCAAUGAUAUUUCCUUAUUAUUGUAAGAAAUGUGAUCACCAUUUUCCGUCUUCGGGCUCCCAUAUAUGUAUUAAAGAAACCAAUUCUAUGAAUAUCCAAAAUCAAGAGGUAUUAUGUCCAAUUUGUAUUUCAAUAAUCUCUGUAAAUUCCUCCAUAGAGAUUGAAAAUACAUGUGUAGAUUGUAAUGACUGGUACUCAAAUAUCGGUAGAAACAAUUUUUUAAAAAUAAGCCAAUUAGAUUUCAAUAAUUAA